Messenger RNA from Branchiostoma belcheri (Belcher's lancelet), 645 nucleotides. Its product is annotated as ribonuclease P protein subunit p14-like. Bases 193 to 552 code for a protein of 119 amino acids. The record is from RefSeq and is a predicted model, not a curated record. Lineage: Eukaryota; Metazoa; Chordata; Leptocardii; Amphioxiformes; Branchiostomatidae. The transcript is spliced from 5 exons.
UUUUGUAUCUAAAACAGAUAAUGAGAGUGGUAGACUGGUCUACUUUUAUUCAGGCAUUGAUUUCGCAAUACCAGACACCUGGGGUCAGGACCUUUUUCACAGACGAAAAAGUGGGGAGGGCAGCUGUAGAUUUCUGCAAGUCUUCAAAACCUCUGUCUUUUAGUUUCUGGCAGGAAUCUGUGAGGUUUGGCAAUGAAGAGGAUCGUAAGCAAAGGAGACGCACCUUACUACUAUUUGAAAGUGUUAUUGGAGUUUGAAGACAAGACAAUGGCUGUUGAUGUCUUAACGUUUAGAACUGUCAUAAUGAAGGCCAUGAUGUCCAUGUACGGAGAGGUUGGCGCUGCUGUUCAAAUUGAUAUCCUGAAGUAUGAGGAUAAGACCAUCUCAGCCAUUUUAAGGGUAGCAGGCAGUAAUAUGGUGAAGCUGUGGGGUGCCCUGACAAUGCUGAGUUACUAUGAUGAGAAACCAUGUGCCUUCAGGGUUCACCAGGUUUCUCCUUUUCUUAUGGCUUUUGCAGCAUCUAGCAGACAACUACUCUUACACACCGAGUGAUGAAGUACAUUAACAAAGUCUUUCUGGACAAAGAGUUACAAAGAGUUUAUUUUUGUACAUGUAUUGAUAUAAUAAAAUGUAUGUUACAGCACU